This is a messenger RNA of Acanthoscelides obtectus, 2594 nucleotides long. NCBI's taxonomy places the organism in Eukaryota, Metazoa, Arthropoda, Insecta, Coleoptera, Chrysomelidae. The record is from the annotation of a GenBank genome assembly.
GUUUAAGGAAAGCUUAGUUAAGGAAAUAUGAGGAAACCCCAGAAUGUGUUGGUGCAACCCAGAAAAUUUUAGGCGAUCUUCAAAUUUUAAUGUCUCCUUUGUAAUUCUAUCCUUAAGAAAAUAUUGGUGCAAUCGGCCAUAACCGUAGCAAAAAACCAACAACAGUCUCAGAUUUGUGCGAAGAGCCGGCAACGUCGCAUGCGGUGGUUGUGCACAAUCUGGCAUCCAGAAAAAAUGACGAUUGACAAUCAACCGUGUUGCCGAAUGGAUGGCACCAUGGCACGUGACUAAACUUUCUUCAGUGCAUAUGUUUUGUGAUAUGGUGCAGACUUUAUGUAUAGGAAACAGGAUCUCAUUCUGUAUUACUUAAAAUGGUCAUGUGAAGAUGAAUGCAAGUACGAGUGUAUGUGGAAAACAGUUAAAGCCUUUAAUGACAGGAACUGGAGAACUCCACAGUUCUAUGGAAAAUGGCCAUUUGUGAGGUUCCUGGGCAUGCAAGAACCAGCUUCAGUGGUAUUUUCUAUCUUAAAUGCAUACUUUCAUUUCAAUAUGAUGAACAAGUUUCGUAAGGAAGUAAGACCUGAUAGUCCAUUGACAUUGCUAUGGCAUAUAUAUUUUAUGGUGCUGCUACUCAGAUUUAGUCGAAACAUGAAUAAAAAGUUCGAAAUUUGGAACUUCUUCUCAGAUGAAGAUAACGGCAAAGCAAAAUGUAACAUAUGCAAAUGUGUAUUUUCAUAUAGAACAUCAGUUAGUAAUUUAAAAUCGCAUAUUGUUAGAAAACAUCCAUCUGUGAAACUGGGUCAACUAGAACGUUUUCAAAAAAGAAGAGAUGUGCAACAAAAUAGUUCUCAAACUAUAGAAGGUUCUUCUUCAACUCCUAGUGAAGUCUCUAGUGAGAACACUCCAACACCCCGUUCAUCAAUAAUGAGUCGUCGUUGCCAUCAACUUCCAGUGAAUCAUCUUCAUCAUUAGGCGCAAUUGGUUUGGCUCGAUCUGAAGUUAGAAAAUUACAACAGUAGGUCAAGUCAGCAUACGCCCCAAAAAGAAUCUCAAUGAUCCAACAAAUAAAAUUAGAUCACCUUUUGUUAAAUCUCGUAAUCAAAGAUUUCCAGCCAUUUUCCGUAGUAGAAGAUAGUGGUUUUAGAGAAUUUAUACACGCUUUAAAUUCGACGUACAAAUUGCCAACAAGAAAAACGUUAAGCAAGGUUCUUCUUCCAGCAAUAUUUGAAGAAAUACACCUUAAAGUUUCGGACAUUUUAAGGGAUGUCAUAUCAAUUACCAUAACAACUGACUGCUGGACAUCUCGCAACACAGAUAGUGUAAUGGCGGUAACAGGGAAUUUUAUAAAUAGUAGAAGUGAAAUCUGUCCUUUUGGAAUGUGUUGGAUAUGAGGGAGGUCACAGCAGCACAAAUUUAGCAGAUAAUCUUAGAAAAGUGAUAUCAAAUUGGAAUAUAUGUGAACAGUCGAUUUUACUUGGAAUUUCAGAUGAAGCCGCAAAUAUUAAAAAAGCUAUCACUACUGAUUUAAAAUUGAGACAUUUUGGAUGUUAUGCACAUACGCUUAAUUUAAUAGUGGGAGAUGCAUUAAUAUUAAUCAAAGAAGGCAUUUUAAAUAAAGUCAGUAAAAUUGUGACACAUUUUAAGCAAAGUGCAAAUGCUAAAAAUAAAUUAGAUCAUGUUCAACGACAGCAAGGUAAGGAACCAAAGAAAUUAAAAAAAGACAUAGCUACAAGAUGGAAUUCUACUUACUUAAUGCUAGAAAGAUUUGCUGAAUUAGAAGAACCUAUUAGAACAGCACUAGCGUUAAUGGACUCAAUCUCCCUACCGGUAAUACCCACAGAAGAAUGGACGUUCAUAAGAGAACUAAUAAUGAUCCUCAAACCAUUUCAUGACAUAACUGAAUUAAUGUCGCUGGAGAAAUAUGUAACGUUAUCCCUAGUAAUCAUCACCUCCAAUGGAUUACAAAGAUGAUGAGCAGUAGUCAGUUUUCCAAUGAAAUAAGUAGAAAUUUCAUUGGAAAACUACUAGAAAGUAUAAAAUCUAGGUUAGGUGAUUUGGAAUCCAGCAAUACAUUGAUAAUAUCUACAUUUUUGGAUCCCAGAUUUAAACAUGUAGGUUUAAGCCAGGAACAUCUGAUAGGGCGAAAGAAGCCGUUAUUGGCUUAGUGACUCAAAAUAUAAGAGCAAAAUCUACAAUAAGUGAACAUGAAGCGGGAGAAGUGGCAACUGAGAGUACAUCCAGAACAGUGGAGUCAGAAACUAAAAAGCCGUUAUUUGAUAUAUGGAAACAGUUAAAUAAGUCAGUGUCAUCUUAGCCAAGAUUUAAUCAAAGUCCGCAAGCACGUGCCAUUGUAGAAGUUAACCGAUACCUGGAAGAAGAAAUCUUACAUAGGAAGAUCCUCUAAAAUGGUGGGCAAAUCGUGCUUCAGUUUUCUCAAACUUAAGCCAUGUUGCUCGAAGUAAGUUUGGUACAGUUUCUACUGCAGUCGAAUGUGAACGUAUCUUUUCAAAAACUGGAAUAAUUAUUUCAGAGCGAAGAAGCCGUAUUAGUUUAGAAAAGGUUAAAAAGAUAAUGUUUUUAAAUUCAAACCAACA